UUAUCACUCCGCCUUGCAGUGUAGUCAGUUUGUAAAGUUUCAGGUUCUUCGGGAUGGAUCUAACCAGUAGUUUGGAGCUAUUUCCGGAGUUUGCAGUGACUCAGCUGCUUUUCAGAGAUGUUAAAAACUGUCCAGAAUUAAGAAAGAUGGCAGUGGAGGGGAAAAUAGCCGGCGCGUUGAUAAACCCAUCCAUGGUUUUGGAUCCCUUCCAAGCUCUACUAGCAGCAAAUAAAGCAGUUCAUGUGCAGAAGAUUGGAAAAAUGAAAACAAGAAGCUUAUACUCUGAAAUCAUCUUCAACCUUUCACCAACAAACAACAUCUCUGAGGCUUUUAAAAGGUUUGGGAUCUCAGACAAUGACAACGCAGUUCUUAUUGUCCUGGUUCAUAACACAGAAGAAGCAUACAAUAAGGAUGAUAUCCUGUCUAAGGUGGACGGCCAGCAGAUCCCAGCUGAUCAAAUCUCCACCCUCAGUGAUCUGGCCAAGAUUAAAAAGCUUUAUAAAGUUGCACCCCAAGAAGAAAAGUGUGGAAGUGUUUUGGAUGCUGUUAUCUGCAGAAUGGCUGCUAAGGAUGUUGUAUAGUGUAUUUGUCUCAUGUCAAAAAUACAAGUUCUUUAUUUAUUUCUGUUAAAGCUACAGUAUAGAUUUUUUUACAAUAAAAAAACAAAAAAACUAAUUUGGUUUAAGAGCUGUCAGCAUUUUUGUUUUGAGAGCGUUGUGACAAAUGCCCUACAAAGUCAUCAAAAACAAGUCAUCAUAGUAUGUUGUUUACACAAGAAUGAAUAAAAAAUAAAUGAGCCCUAAGACAGAUGAGUCCUAAUACACCCUUAAUAAUUGGAAUAACGGGUGGUUACGGUGUUAGACUACCGUUCGGAAGGUCCCAAGUUCAAAACCCAUGACCACCAAAUUCGCGCUGUGAGGCCCUAGAGCAAGGCCCUUAACCCUCAACUGCUCAGAUGUAAAAUGAGAUAAAAAAUGUAAGUCGCUCAGGAUAAGGGCUUCUGACAAAUAAUUCUUCUAACCAAUCAUAACCCAGAAGGUGGGAUUUAUCAGAAAAGAUGACCAGCUUAACCUAACCUCAAAGUUGGAGGAAAAUACUGUUAUAUUUCUAGCAGAGUAAAUGCUCCAUUGUAGACAGUUAUGUUCUGAUUAAAUGCUUUGAGCAUGUAAACAUACAUUACACGAGUUCGGCUAAGUCGCAAUCUUUAAUUAGACUCUUCUUAGUGGGAUUGAAAAAAAAUAUUAUCCAUGCAAACAUAGUCUGUUUCAUGUGGGAGAGAAAAGGAACCGUAGUUCCAGGCGACAUUACCUAUGAUGGUCUGUGGUGAAGAUACUCAACCCUGUUCAUUACAUUUUAUAGUGUUUUCCCAGGAAACCUGUGGUUUUUAUUUUUCAUCAUUCUUUUCUGAAGUGAGGUAUAAGCAUAAUUUCUUUGUGUCAAUAAAAUGUAUGUACUGAUUGACCAGGUUAUAACAUCUACAAGUUUUAUCCUCCCUAAUGGCAGAGGCAUAUUUUAGGACUCAAAUUUUAGAAAGAGUGUCUCUGGGAGCAUGAGGAAUCAUUUUCACACAUGAACUGUCUUCCACAGUGCGUGUCAUAAUCAAGGCUGAAUGUGAUCAAAAGAAUAUUAGAGUGUUCUGAUUUUUUUUUGGUCUGACAGUUUUUUGGUGAAGAGUACAC
Messenger RNA from Clarias gariepinus (North African catfish), 1679 nucleotides. It is a transcript of the gene tprkb, whose product is annotated as Tp53rk binding protein. Gene Ontology annotation, biological process: telomere maintenance via recombination; tRNA threonylcarbamoyladenosine modification. The coding region runs from base 54 to 581 and encodes 175 amino acids. Gene Ontology annotation, cellular component: nucleus; cytosol; EKC/KEOPS complex. The record is from RefSeq and is a predicted model, not a curated record. The transcript is spliced from 4 exons. Lineage: Eukaryota; Metazoa; Chordata; Actinopteri; Siluriformes; Clariidae.